Messenger RNA from Cervus elaphus (red deer), 2210 nucleotides. RefSeq names its product sorting nexin 22 (gene SNX22). The record is from RefSeq and is a predicted model, not a curated record. Gene Ontology annotation, molecular function: phosphatidylinositol phosphate binding. NCBI's taxonomy places the organism in Eukaryota, Metazoa, Chordata, Mammalia, Artiodactyla, Cervidae. The coding region runs from base 1544 to 2092 and encodes 182 amino acids. The transcript has 6 exons.
UAGAAGAUGUGGCAGCAAUCUGGGUGGUAGGAAUAGAAGGCAGACCUUCCUUAGGAUGGGUGACCAAGAAGUUUAGAGGUCUGAGCAUCCCCGGAGAGGACUAGAAGUGCAGGGUCCCUGACUUCUAGUGGAGGGGCCCUGGAGAGCAAGGGAGGAAAUGAAAUCCCAGCACUUCUCCUCAUGUUGGGUCAUUUCCCUUCCAGGAAGUUUCAGCUUCCUGAUUCAGGCACCCUUGUGAGACGGAAUUUGGGAGGAAAUGAUAUAGGACAUGGUAUUGAUGAGACCUGCUUGUCCCCAUAUGGAGUCCUCCUCUCAGCCUCUCUGGAGGCAGAGCUGGGAAUGGAAAUAGGGGGUUUCUGCUCCAGCACUGUAGCACCUCUGCACUAAGGAGGGAGGGAGCGACCUCAUGGUCCCCCAACCCCAACUGCAAAUACAGGUACUCUGCUUGCUGCACCUUCCCACCAUGAAGCCUUCUGCUAGGUAUGAGUCCUUGGAAGCAGGGGCCUCCCCUUCCUCCAUUGCCCCCAAGACUUUCUGGGGAGAAGUCAGUGGAAUGAAGGCUUGUGCUGAAUGGGACACCUCCCUUAUGGGGGUGGGGAGGAGCGCUGAGAGCUGGGAGCAGAAGCCCCUACUAGCACAGGUGAGAGAGUUCUGGAUUAAAUCUUGCCACAGACCCGAAAAGAUUCUGCCAGAAGAAUGGGCAAGAGCAGUGUAGUGCCACCGUCCACAGUCCUCCUCCCCAUCCACCGUCCUGUACAUCAGCCCUACCCACCUGUGUCUCCAGGAUGAGCUCACAAACUGCCGUUUUCUCAAAAUCUGCUCUGCUGAGGGCUUAGCAAGGAUCCUCUCACUCAACAUUCCUACCCUCUCCCGAGGGAGGCAUAUUAUCCCAGUUUUGCAAAUGAGCACAGAGAUAAACAGUUGGGGAAACCCAUGCUGUGUGACUUCUAAAGCAGAGCCUUUGUCCCUGCACUGCCUCUCCCCAAUCUGAUGCAGGUUUGGGCUGAAAGAUGAUUGAAAUGGAGGAAUGGAUUUGAAAAUCUAGUGAAUGGUGGGGCCUGUGAAUGCUGGGGGAGAGGGAUAAUCAAAGCCAGCGUGCGUCGAGGUGGAAGUAAGGAGACGGAGGUGCAACCUGGUCCUGGGGAAGGGAGUAAGGAAUGCAAGGGACGUCCAUGGUUGGUCUGGGCCCAGCCUCCCUGCUUGCCUAGCAUCCAUAGGUGCUUACAAUCCUUAGUAGGCGUUCAAACAAGAGCAGGUGAAAUUGAGCUAUCCCGCACUCCUGGCAAUCACUGGGCACUCGAUGAAUGUGGACACGUUGAUAAACAUGCCUCUCUGCUGAAAGGUCCCCACGCACUGCCGCCCCACUAGGCUCAAAGGGCCACGCCCGCUUCCCGCCGCCGGGGGUCCAGCGCAAUCGGCCCCUUGCAGGACCCGGCGGCGCGCGGGAACGCCCGGGGCGGGGCCUGCAGGCUCGAGGAGGCGGGGUCGGCCCGCAGGGGUCUAGGGUCCGCUUUCUGAGAGUUCGGCUGCGAGCCGCGCGCGGAUGCUGGAAGUUCACAUCCCGUCGGUGGGGCCCGAGGCCGAGGGCACCCGGCAGAACCCCGAGAAAGGCCACAUGGUGUUCCGAGUGGAGGUGCUGUACCGCGGGCGCAGACACGUCGUGCAGAGGCGCUACAGCGAGUUCCACGCGCUCCACAAGCGGAUCAAGAAACUGUACAAAGUACCCGACUUCCCCUCGAAACGUCUGCCCAACUGGAGGACCCGAAGGUUGGAGCAGCGGCGGCAGGGCUUGGAAGCCUAUAUCCAGGGCAUCCUAUACUUGAACCAGGAUGUGCCCAAGGAACUACUGGAAUUCCUGAGUCUUCGGCACUGGCCCACAGACCCCAAGGCCAGCAACUGGGGCUCGCAGCUGUACCACCGGCCUGUCGUCAGCUUCCCCAUUGAUCCUUAUAUUUGCAUCCCAUCCCCAGAACCUCUGCCCAACAUGGUGGUGCUCGGUGUGCUCCAGGGCCUCUAUGGCUUCAAUGCCAGCACAGCUGAAGCCCAGCCGGAGGCCGCCUGUCACCCUGCUCCAGUGCCACCGAUGCCCUGACCAGCGCAGAGGCUUUUAGGCCACCUGCCAGAACAGUCAUGUGCCUCAGUCCUCAAGCUGGGUCACCCUUGGCCUGGAUCCAGGACUCACCAGUCUCCACCCCUCUGGGCUCAGGACU